AUGAAGCUCUCCAGCUCUUUGGUUGGCUUGACAGCUGUCAUACCAGUUGCACUCGCAACAACCCCAUACUCACAAUACAUCCUCGCCCCCAAAUCACGAACCCUUCACCCCAUCUCCGUCCACAGCUCGAACGGCUCCGUCACCAACCCUGAAAGCCUGACGAGCAGCGGUGGAAAUGGCAGUUCAGUUUACACGGGCGACGCAGCAACAGCGUACGACUUCGGUAUCAACAUCGCCGGUCUCGUCACCGUGACAAUCGGUUCUGUAAACUCGUCCUCAGAAUACAUCGGCGUCACCUUCUCCGAGUCGUCGUUAUGGAUCAGCAACAGAAGCAGCGAUGCAACCGCCGAUGCAGGAAAAGACGAGACACUCUGGUUCCACGUUAAUGGUACAGGGAGGUAUACGGCGCCCAAGGAGAAGGUGAGAGGCGCGUUUAGGUAUAUGACGUUGGUUCAUAACGGCACAGGGAGUUUGGAGGUGCAAGGUGUCGAGGUACAUUAUACUGCUAUGCCGCAUUGGGAGGAUGAUGCGUUGGGGAAUUACACGGGGCAUUUCCAUUGCGACGAUGGAUUGCUCAACCGCGUAUGGUACGCUGGCGCGUACACGAACCAGAUCUGUACUAUCGAACCGGAUACUGGAGAUGCGCUUGUUCAUAUUGGUGAAGAGGGCUACUCAAAGGACGAUGAUCAGACUCCGGUGAAUGUUACUUGGUAUAACAACUACACCAUCACCAGUGGCAAGAGUGCGCUGGUUGAUGGUGCGAAGAGGGAUAGACUUGUGUGGGCUGGCGACAUGGCAAUAGCUGUUCCCGGUGUUGUGGUAUCGACAAACGAUGUCAUUUCCAUUGAAAAUGCAUUGGACUCGCUCUUCGCGGUUCAGAACGAGACGAAUGGUCUGCUUCCAUAUGCUGGACGGCCCUUCCCUCCCGAGGCUAUCUCGUUUACAUACCACUUGUACACUUUAAUUGGUGUUGCUGACCACUACCUCUACACCGGAGACAUUGAAUACCUGACCUCUCUGUGGGACAAGUACAAGUUCGCCUUGUCCUUCUCCCUCGGAAACAUCGACGACACAGGCUUGAUGAACGUCACCGCACCCAACGACUGGCUCCGCUUCGGCAUGGGCGGCCACAACAUCGAAGCAAACGCCAUUCUCUACUACACCAUCAAUCAAGGCAUCUACCUCGCCGGCGCUCUAAACGACACCGCAAACAUCUCUUCGUGGCAAGAAACCGCCGAGCGCAUCAAGAGCGCGGCCAACGAACUCCUCUGGGAUGAAGAGCAAGGCAUGUACCGCGACAACGAAACCACAACCCUCAUGCCGCAAGACGGAAACGCCUGGGCCGUCGUUGCAAACCUCACUGUGAACAGCACGCAAACGAGUCAAAUAUCAUCAAACCUCGCUUCCCGAUGGACGCCUUAUGGCGCGCCCGCGCCCGAAGCCGCAGACGCAAUCUCACCCUUCAUUUCAGGAUUUGAACUGCAAUCCCACUUCCUCGCGCAGAACACAACCGCUGCACUAGCGUUGAUGCGUCUACAAUGGGGCUUCAUGCUCGACGACCCGCGCAUGACAAACUCUACCUUUAUCGAGGGAUACAGUACAACUGGAGAACUGCACUACGCGCCCUACGUCAACGACGCGCGCAUCAGCCAUGCACAUGGAUGGGCAACGGGUCCUACGUCCAGUUUGACGCAAUACGUAGCUGGUAUGCAGUUACUGACUGCCGGUGGAGCGACGUGGCGUGUUGCGCCUUCGCUCGGUGAUCUCAAGUUUGCCGACGCAGGGUUCAGCACGAGUUUGGGCUUCUUUGGUGCGAGGACCCAAGUCUUGAAUGAUAGUGUGAUGCUCGAGUUUGAGGCGCCGGAGGGGACGACGGGCGAGGUUAGGGUGCCGGUGUUGGAUUGUGCUGGGCGGGUUGUUAUGAGUGGGAAUGGGGGGUUGAGCGGGGAUGUUGUUGUAGAGACGAUGCAAGGACAGGGGAGUGUUGAGGUGAUGGAUGUCAAGGGUGGUAGGUGGACGGCUACGUUUAGAUGUUCGAAGUGA
This is a messenger RNA of Alternaria atra, 2043 nucleotides long. RefSeq lists its product as uncharacterized. Gene Ontology annotation, biological process: carbohydrate metabolic process. The record is from RefSeq and is a predicted model, not a curated record. Lineage: Eukaryota; Fungi; Ascomycota; Dothideomycetes; Pleosporales; Pleosporaceae. Bases 1 to 2043 code for a protein of 680 amino acids. The transcript is spliced from 3 exons.